CGCUCGUCUCGAGGUAGUUCUCGCUCGCUUCCUACCCCCCUCUGUUUCCGCCCCCCGCCUCCGCCCUCCCUCGUCCUCCGCCAUCUCCGUCUCCCGCGCGAUCCCUAUAUCCGCUCUCGCAGGCGAUUCCUGGUCUCCCCGAGCCGAUCUCGAGGGUUUGAAAAUGCUGCCCAUUUUGGGGGGUUUGAUUACUUUAGCACGAUUGGUAAUGCCGGCGCUGUAGCGGACUUGGUGCUGCGUUAUGGAUUCAAAAAGAGAUGGGGCAUCAAUCGCGCCUCUGCGGACAAGUGAUCGACUCCGCCGACGGCCUAAAUACUUUGGCCGGCCUUACUUAUACUACAAGCCCAUGAUAAGGAAGAGGAUCAAGUCUAAGCGGAGGGAUGCUGCUUCUCAGAUAGUGAAGAGGCUGUUGAGGCCGAGGAAUCACACUAUUAAGGUUCCAUCUCCAAAUUCUAUGGUAACAAACUUGCGCCGCUCAACAAGAAAACGGAAAAUGUCUAUAAAUUUAGAAGAUUAUGACACAGAUACUUCUGGAUCAGAAGAUGAUGAUUUACUGGCUUCCAAAUACCAGCCUUCUCAGCAGAGAAAACGAAUUACAAGAACUAAUUCUCUUCCUCGUCGAGAAGGAUUGCGGCCUAGAAGGUCUUUGAAUGAUAGAAGAGCAUACCAAGAAACAGAGGAAGGACAAGAGAGUUCUGAAGAACAAGAAUCUGAAGAUGAAACAGAAAAUGAUGGCGAUGAGGAUGAGGAUGCUGGAAAUGAAGAGGAUGGUGAUUUGGGUGAUGAAGUAGCAGAAGAUGAGGAAGUGGGGGAUGAAGUUGCAGAAGACGAGGAAAUGGGAGAUGAAGUAGCAGAAGAUGGUGAUGAUGAAGAGGGUGAAGAAGAACAGGAAGGAAGGAAACGAUAUGACUUGAGGAACCGUGCUGAGGUUCGUAGGCUUGAUUCUGAAAAGGAGGGCAAACAAAGAAUUGUGUCCCCUCGAAAAAUACUUCAUCGGGGUAUGAAUUCCAAAAACAAAAGAUAUCUGAGCAAAGAUGGAUCUCGAGUUCAUAGGCGUCGAGGUAUGUCAUUACCUGAUGAUUCAGAUGAUUCUCUUCUUGUGGACGAAUUCAAUGAAGGCCCAUCUACCCCUUGGAUGCGAAACAGAAGUGGGAUGCCAUGGCUCUUGGGUGGCCUGGAUAUACAUGGUUCAACAGCAUGGGGAUUAAAUGUUGCUGCAUCUGGAUGGAGUUAUCAGGGCGAAGCUAUUAGUUCAUUAUCUACGGGGAUUCAAACUGCCGGACCAAGUUCAAAGGGAGGGGCAGACAUUCAACCAUUACAAGUGGAUGAAAAUGUGAGUUUCGAAGACAUAGGAGGUCUUUCAGAGUACAUUAAUGCACUUAAGGAAAUGGUAUUCUUUCCCUUACUAUAUCCUGAUUUCUUUGCCAAAUAUCACAUAACUCCUCCAAGGGGAGUUCUGCUUUGUGGUCACCCAGGCACUGGGAAAACAUUGAUUGCUAGAGCAUUAGCGUCUGCUGCAUCUAAAGCUGGUCAGAAAGUCAGCUUUUAUAUGCGCAAGGGAGCUGAUGUUCUCAGCAAAUGGGUUGGUGAGGCAGAGAGACAGCUGAAAAUGCUUUUUGAAGAAGCUCAAAGGAAUCAACCUUCAAUUAUCUUCUUUGAUGAGAUAGAUGGCCUUGCUCCAGUUAGAUCCAGCAAGCAGGAGCAAAUUCAUAAUUCUAUUGUUUCAACAUUGCUAGCUCUUAUGGAUGGGUUGGAUUCUCGUGGACAAGUUGUUCUGAUAGGUGCUACCAAUAGAAUUGAUGCCAUUGAUGGAGCUUUGCGCCGCCCAGGGCGUUUUGAUCGAGAAUUUAUUUUUCCUUUACCCGGUUAUGAGGCACGUGCUGAAAUUUUGUCUAUUCAUACACGUAAAUGGAAGGAACCUGUAUCAAAGGAGUUAAAGAUGGAACUUGCAGCUAGUUGUGUGGGCUACUGUGGAGCAGAUUUAAAAUCUCUUUGCACAGAAGCUGCUAUCCGUGCUUUUCGUGAGAAAUAUCCUCAAGUCUAUACCAGUGAUGAGAAGUUUGUCAUUGAUGUUGAUAGUGUUAGGAUUGAAAGACAUCACUUUUUAGAAGCCAUGUCUACAAUCACUCCCUCAUCUCACAGGGGAUCCAUUGUGCACUCUAGGCCAUUGUCUUCAACUGUUGCUCCCUGCUUGCAAAGGCAUCUUCACAGAAUAAUGGAACAACUGUCUGAUAUAUUUUCUUUCCUUUCAAAUUCAGAUGUCAGCAGACUCUCUGCUUUUUCCUGUGGCUCUGGAAUUCCUCUUGUUUAUAGGCCCCGUCUUCUAAUAUAUGGGGAUGAAAGUGCUGGAUUGGACCAUGUUGGAGCAGCUAUUCUACAUCAGUUGGAGAAGUUCCCUAUUCAUUCUAUUGGGCUUCCAUCUCUUCUAUCUGAUCCGAGUGCUAAAACACCAGAAGAGGCUUUGGUGCAUAUAUUCAGUGAAGCAAGAAGAACUACUCCCUCUAUACUUUACUUACCACAGUUCCAUAUUUGGUGGGAAACAGCUGAUCAACUACUUAAAGCUGUUUUGAAGACUCUUUUGUAUGAAUUGCCUUCAAAUCUUCCAGUUCUAGUUAUAGGAACAUCUUUAGUAUCCCUGGAACAAAUGGACGUAGAUGCUACUUCCAUCUUUGCUCUCUCUAACAUAUAUCAAUUGGAUAAACCAACCGCAAAUGACAGGCUAAAUUUUUGGGAGAAAAUGGUUGGAGCUCUGUUGUCUAUCCAACUUGAGCAGUCAACAGACAAAGAACUGACAAAUCUUCCUGAACUUCCCAAGGCCCCAAAGGAAAUAAGUCAUGCAAAACUCUCAGAGCUCAAAGCAAAAUCAGAGGCUGAGCAGCAUGCUCUUCGCCGGCUCCGGAUGUGCCUCCGAGAUGUUUGUAACAGGAUUUUGUAUGACAAGCGAUUUAGUGCAUUUCACUAUCCUGUGUCUGAUGAGGACGCACCUGGUUAUCAUUCUAUUAUUCAUAAUCCUAUGGAUAUGGCAACUAUCUUGCAGCGAGUAGAUUGUGGACAAUACCGCACCCGUUCAGAAUUUUCACAAGAUAUUGACCUGAUUGUGUCUAAUGCUAAGGCUUACAAUAAAGAUGAUUAUACGGGUGCUAGGAUCGUAAGCAGAGCUUGUGAACUCCGUGAUGUGGUGGAAGGUAUGUUGACACAGAUGGAUCCAACACUAAUUUCAUUCUGUGACAAAAUUGCUGCACAAGGCCCAUGCCUGCAAUUGGCAGAUGACGCCGAUGGAUCAAAUGUUUCUGCAGUACCUGUUGCUCAACUAGCUUCUGUUACUAGAGCAAGUGCCCGACUCCGUAAUGUCCAACCAGAAGUAAACCCGACACAAAGUUAUGAAGCAUUGAAGCGGCAAAAGAACCAUACAGGUAUUGAUGAAGGAUCUAUAGCUGAACCAGUCCAGCAAGAAUCUCAAGAACUAGGUGCAAGUGCUCCAGUAGACAAUUCAAAUAAGGAACAGUUAGAAGCAUCAGAAGUAGCGCCUGUUCCUGAAAACGAUCAUGAUGUUGAUAUGGCUGAUGCAGAGUUCUCCGAGCGGUUAGAAGCUGUGAAGCAGCGGUUUAUUGAGCGAACAGAAGGCCAUGGCAUUCCUGAGCUUGAGCUGCUCUACAUCAGAGCAAUGAAAGAUGUGACAGUGGUAGGAAGUAAACAUACAGAAGAUGCUAAGCUUCUGGUUUUGAGGCAUCUUUCGAAAUUUGUUGAGGAUGAUGCAAAUAUUUAACUUCAAUAUAUCAAGCCUUUUUGCUGGCCUUCUAGCA
This is a messenger RNA of Zingiber officinale, 3803 nucleotides long. Its product is annotated as ATPase family AAA domain-containing protein At1g05910-like. Gene Ontology annotation, biological process: positive regulation of transcription by RNA polymerase II. The record is from RefSeq and is a predicted model, not a curated record. The transcript has 11 exons. Bases 242 to 3766 code for a protein of 1174 amino acids. Gene Ontology annotation, molecular function: histone binding; ATP binding; ATP hydrolysis activity. Gene Ontology annotation, cellular component: nucleus. NCBI's taxonomy places the organism in Eukaryota, Viridiplantae, Streptophyta, Magnoliopsida, Zingiberales, Zingiberaceae.